AUGGAGGAGGCGGAAGCGAAGGAGCCGCAGGUCGGCUCCUGGCUGCCAGUGCUGGUGGAGCAGAUGGUGAACGACACCCUGGUGGUCACCUUGAGCUGCGGGGAGAGGCGCUUCACCGGGAUUCUCCUGGAUUGCACUAAAAAGUCUGGUUUGUUUUGUGCCCCACCAGCUUUGAUACCAAAGACAGAUGAACCUCCUAGUAAAACUUGCACUAACCAGAUGUCUGAAGACAAAGAGCCCAUACAGGUGGAGAGUGAGUGGUGGUCUUCAGAUAAAAAGCCCUCCAAGCCCAAUAGUGAGGAGCAAGUUCCUCCUCUUUUGCCUCCACCAGCAUCCAGCAAUGCUCUUCCUUAUCCUCCCUAUUUUGAGGGAGCUCCUUUCCCUGCUCCACUAUGGUUAAGGCACACAUAUAAUCAGUGGGUACCUCAGCCACCCCCAAGAACUAUAAAAAGGACAAAGAGACGCCUGUCCCGAAAUAGAGACCCGGGUAGGCUCAUUAUGAGCACCAUCAGGCUGAGACCAAGGCAAGUACUUUGUGAAAAGUGUAAGAACACUUUAAAUCCAGAGGAUAGUAACAAAUCUAGGCAGAACACUAAAACGAGGAGGAAGAUAAGCAUGGAAGAUAAGGAGCAAAAAAGACACAGUGAGUCUGACUGUGUAGAGAAAAGGAGCAAAAGAGAAAAGCGGGAGGAAGAGAAGUUCUCUGGAGAGCUGCUGCAUCGGACUCCAGUUAUCAAAAUAUCUUACAGCACCCCACAAGGGAAAGGAGAAGUAGUGAAAAUUCCUUACCGAGUUCAUGGCUCAGGGAAGCCAUUUUGUUCUCAGCGACUACUACAGAAUGGAGGGGAGGACCAAGAGGAGGCCAGAGACUCAGAACAGUACCAGGAAACCAAAUGCUUUAUGGACAAGUCAUCGAGUGCUUCCAUUCCAAAGUUGAAGUUAACCCGGCCUGUGCAUUCCAGUACACCUCCCAAAAUCAGGCUGAAGCCCCAUCGAAUAAACGAGGGGGAUAAUGUUUCAAUUUAUAAAGCAGAACUUAUUGAUGAGAUGAAUGUCCUUCCCAGUAGUGAAGAGUCUCCUGCUGCUGCUGCUUUUUAUACUGAUGAGUCUGCAGAUAGAAGUUUAGCCGAGAUGUCUUCAGGGAGUUCCUGUGAAGAUGAUGACUUCAAAAGGUUUCCUCAAGGAAAAGAUGGACAUGAUAACUUGGCUUUUCUUAUGAAUUACCAUAAGAGGAAAGCAGAUUCUUCUAGCUUAUCAGUUUGUAGCAAUGACAGCCUGGAUGAAUCCAAAUCUUCUAGCUCAGAAGUAACAUCACCAGAAAUGUGUGACUUUUUGCCAGGUGAUGAUGCAUCUGUCUCUUCAUCUUCGAAAGAUGAGCGUAAAAUUGUGCCACCAUUAACAGUUAGACUGCACACACAAAGUGUCUCCAAAUGUGUCACUGAAGAUGGAAGAACUAUUACAGUGGGGGAUGUUGUUUGGGGUAAAAUUCAUGGCUUCCCAUGGUGGCCUGCCCGUGUUCUUGACAUAAAUCUUGGCCAGAAGGAAAAUGGAGACCCUUCCUGGCAAGAGGCAAAAGUUUCAUGGUUUGGUUCUCCGACGACGUCUUUCUUGUCUCUAUCAAAACUCUCCCCUUUCUCAGAAUACUUCAAACUGCGAUUUAAUCGGAAGAAGAAAGGGAUGUAUCGGAAAGCAAUUACAGAAGCUGCAAAGGCAGUGGAACAUCUGACUCCAGAAAUAAGAGACCUCUUAACACAAUUUGAAACCUAGUUUUGGCUUCAGUAACAGGUAACAGAAGAUAAGAGCACAGCUGUUUAGAGUUUCACAAGGUCUGUAAACAUCCUGACACGCUCCCCGGAAGAAUCUUAAGGUUUCAGUACACAUGCGGCAGGAUGAGCUUUCAGACUGGCCCCACUCAUCAUCUGUGAAAGAUAACAGGCACCUGGAUUGCUUAGGAGACAACCCUCCAGAGGCUAGUCUGACCAAAAGUCACGAGGCUGCUUUAACGCAAGAGAAGCAAACUGGCGAGUAAUAAUGUCAGUGAACUAGGGGGAGUCAUGAGUACCACAUCUUGGAAUGUAUUUAUUACUUGGAAAGUGUUAGCUACUCUUGGUAAUUUCCCCUCUCCCUCAUCCCCACCCCCACACAAAUUGCUGCUGCUGCUUUUACUUAAUGAGAUUUCUCACUCUCUCUUGUUUCAAUUUUAACGCUGCAAAACUGUUUACUCCAGCUGUGUACACUCUUGAGAAGGGACAUGCAAUAGAAUGGAAUCAGUGUAGUCUUAACUAAAAUGGACUCACAUUGUGACAAUUAAAACUUGGAAAAUGUGCAACUCAUCAACACUGGAUGACUUUUAUUCCAAGUGAUGUGGCCUCAUCUACGUGUGAACAUCUAUUGUGGGGAACUAGCACAUCUUCUUCUCUCACACACACCCUUCAGGUAAAGGGAACUCUUAGGGUAUAGGAACUGGACACAUCAACCACAGUCUCAGCAGGAGUAUUGGAGACAAUUUUGUUUCUAAGAGUCCAUGUGCUUCUAAUGAAGAACAAGGGUAUCUGGGGCUGUCUCAGGGCUCUGGUACUCAUUGGGUUGUAGUUAUUCUCGGUUAUUCAAGUCGACAGAGGCAAUUUGUUUUGUACAGACUCUUUUUAGGAGCAAGGGAGGAGAUUGCUUAACAGCAGUGCCUUCUGCACAGUGUAGGCAAGGAUUCAGUCUUCUGAGCCACUCCUGUACUUUUCCUUACACCAGGCACUGUGUUCCUCAUAUUCAUUGGAAAGAUCCACACCCACACCUACCUGAUGUCUCCUGCAAAGGCAGGUGCUGUGGCAGGGUCAUCCACUCAUCUUAUAAAAAUAAGCUGUUGCCCUCAAGUUUGUGGAGAGCUUCAAAAGAUGGGCAGCAUUUGAAGCAAUAUAUUCCAAACUUCUGUUGGUUGAAGUGCGUUUUUUCUCUCACUUCAUUUUUAUACGUGAAAGGACUUGCUUUUAGUGUAAAAGAGUAAUAAGUGCUUGUGCUUAGAGGAGCACCUCAGUGUUUCUGCAUGAGUUUGUUACUGUUCUGAAUUUCUCCUGAAUGGAAAAAGGUAACCGCACAGCAGUAACACAUACAAAGAUGCUAUGGGCAUCCUAGGUAGUUUUGCUGCAUCUCUGUUUGCAAGUGAUUGAACAAUCCAAUCACACCUAAUGUAGAAAAGUGCCAGAAUGGCUUCCUCUCAAAAGGAUGAGUGCUUUUGGUUGAGAGGCACCUUUAAUUAUUUAACAUUGGCUGCCAUCCUGACUAACCGCACCUGCAUGCUGGGAGGGCAUGUUCCUGCUGCUGAGAACUUCCACAAUACUUAUUGCGUGAAUGGUGGUGGUGAGUUUUCGCUAAUCUCUUCUUAACCUAGAAAUGCCCUGUGCCACCCAAAAAUAUGUCCUUGAGGGCUGUGUUGCCAUUGGGGACAUAUUUUGGGGUGGUGCAGAGUACUUCCUGUGGAAGGAGAGAGUAGCACACACCCCUUAUGAUAAGUGCUGUGGAGCUCAGGGAACUCUCUACAGUGGGGGUGUUUCUUCCUGGUACACAGAAUAAUAAUUGAUUUUUCAUCAUAUGCGAUCAGCUCUAUGAUGAUAUGCUGUUCUUGGGAAUUGCUGAUCUGAAGACUCAUAAGCAAGAGAAGGGUGGUAAUCAGGGCUGGGUGUGCAUCUGUGAAUCUUUUAUUAUGCAUAAAAGAACACAGUACAGAGUCAAGUUUAAACACAUUCUACAGAAAGGUGAAUGGCCACAACAUAGUGUAUUUAAGUAAAGAAAAGCCUGUGUUCUGUGCUUUAAUUGGGUUGGCCUCUCCACUACCUGUUUAUAUUGAUUCUAGCUUCAGGGAGAGGAGGCCAAAAGUAACUAUGGCAAAAUACUUGAAACUGCUUUGAUGUUUGUUAUGCGUUGGGGGGAGAUUUAAUAACAGUAAACAUGCGUGCCAUGAACUGAAACGGUUGAAUAGUGAAUUCAAGUGUAUUUUUCAUGUCUGUGAUAGCUUAACAAAAAUGCAGAUAAAAAUUCUGCCCAACCAUC
Hemicordylus capensis (graceful crag lizard) is the source of this 4041-nucleotide messenger RNA. RefSeq names its product PWWP domain containing 2B (gene PWWP2B). Lineage: Eukaryota; Metazoa; Chordata; Lepidosauria; Squamata; Cordylidae. The transcript has 3 exons. Gene Ontology annotation, cellular component: nucleoplasm; nucleus. The record is from RefSeq and is a predicted model, not a curated record. Bases 1 to 1767 code for a protein of 588 amino acids.